This is a messenger RNA of Suillus paluster, 884 nucleotides long. RefSeq lists its product as uncharacterized. NCBI's taxonomy places the organism in Eukaryota, Fungi, Basidiomycota, Agaricomycetes, Boletales, Suillaceae. The record is from RefSeq and is a predicted model, not a curated record. The transcript has a single exon. Bases 80 to 775 code for a protein of 231 amino acids.
GGCAGCGGAAGUCAUUAGACGCACGAACAUCGUGAUCUUCGGAGAGACAGGGGCGGGCAAAAGCUCCGUCAUAAACCUCAUGGCCGGCCGAGACAUUACGCACAUAUCGCCCGACUCUCACUGCUGCACUCUGCAUUGGUCGGAGUACCUGAUAACCUUCGAAAGUGGGACUCGAUACCAGGUGUUUGAUACGGUCGGCCUCGAGGAGCAAACCAGAGAGUAUCUCUCCGCAAUUACAAACGCAUAUGGCCUCAUCAACACCUUGAAAGAGCGUGGAGGUAUCAACCUCUUGCUCUUCUGCAUACGCGGAGGCAGAGUCACGGCAACCAUGCAGAGGAACUACAGGUUGUUCUUCGAAUUUUUCUGCGAAGCAAAAGUCCCGCUUGUGCUAGUCGUCACAAACCUCGAAAGAGAGACGAACAUGGAAGACUGGUACACGCGGAAUAUGGGCCACUUAGAGAAACAUGACAUCCGGUCCGUAGGACACGCAUGCAUAACUGCGGCGAAUCUUCUCGACGGGAGGCAUAGAGACAAGUAUGAGGAAUCGCGAAAAAUACUCUGUAGUGUUGUUCAGGCUCGUUGCCACGCAUCAAUGGAAGGGUGGACCGAAGGCCAAGGAUGGCUUGCUUCGUCCGGUAGCAAGCUCGUGGAUUUCGUCGCUGGACGUCCCAAGAAGACGGAUAUCAUUGGGAUCCUCACAAAACGAUGUGGAAUGACCAAGAAAGUCGCUCAGCAGGUGGCGCAGCAGAUCAAUAGAGGCGAAAAUCAAUCCUAGUAUAAUCUUUCCACUGCUGCUAUCAUAGUUCAUAGACUCUUCCCUCACACGUACAUACGUUACUACCUAGGCUACAACAACCACCUGAGCUGACGAAGUUAGCGCGCUU